This is a messenger RNA of Asparagus officinalis (garden asparagus), 1116 nucleotides long. RefSeq lists its product as uncharacterized. The coding region runs from base 12 to 794 and encodes 260 amino acids. The record is from RefSeq and is a predicted model, not a curated record. Lineage: Eukaryota; Viridiplantae; Streptophyta; Magnoliopsida; Asparagales; Asparagaceae. The transcript has 3 exons.
CCCUAAAAAAAAUGAAGGAAACCCCCCAAACAACCCUUCAAACAAAACCUCUUCUAUUCGCCUCUUUCUUCCUCCCCCCUUCUCUUUUAAUGGCCAAAGCCCCUCUAACAUUCGAUUGGAAUGAUCUCCUCUCCUCUAAAAACACCGAUUCCCCAUCCCCUGAAAUAGAGAUUGUUCGCAAUAACAUCGAUCCGGGCUUCAUAUCCGCACUGAGCGAUCAUCAAAUCAGUGAAAAAAUCCAGAGGAUUUCCAAUACCUUGGGCUCUAAUUUGCGCAAGGGCUUGCCCGAUAAGGGCGCAAAGUUGCGGUACAAUCUUCGCCAGUUGCAGGACGAGCUUGACCGUCGGAAGCUCGCCAAGGCUCGAAAGGAGGCUAAUCAAGAGGGUGAUGUAGAAUAUACUGGGUCUUCAAAUAGUGAAGAAAAAGAUUCCAAAGUAAUUUCUACUUCCACGCCUUCUUGUGAGAUGGAAUAUAAAAUGAAGCAUGGAGCUACUUGCAACAUGAGCGAGGAGUUUCAAAUACUAAAAAGUGGGAUAGAUUCAAUUGCAUCCGGAAUUUGUAAGCAUGAACCUCGUGUUUACUCAGAAGAGAAGUUAUUUCAGGAGGUCUCGAAAGUCGAAGGACUCAGCGAGGACUCACAACUUUUAGCUUACGACUAUCUUUGUGGGGAAGCCGUUCGAGGAAGGACCUUCAUGGGAUUACCAAUUCGGCGAAGGAGAAGAUGGUUGGAGCUAAAGCUUGGAUGGGCGUCACAUAAGCUUGAUAUUGGUGUGAAGAGCGAAAGAUGCUCAUAAGGAGGGUUAAGAAGAAGCAUAAAACGUCCAAGAAAGGGAUAAGGUUGGCUGCUGCAAGCAAGUUUCUCGUAUAGAGAUUACUAACAUUUGCUUCUUUAGGAUUCUAUUUUAGUAUACAUGGUUUGUACUUCGCCAGUUAAACAUUAUUUUGGCAAUGGAUAUGCUAGAUUUUUGUCAAUGGUUUUAUUUCAGUAUUAAACUCAGACACGUUUCACUAAUUUGAGCUAAGUUUUUUGUCAUUUGAUUGGUAGCUAUCUUGCUUUUUUGUAUUCAUGGGAACAUGAUACAUUUGCUAUAUAUUAUCCUAGGUGCUGUUAGUGUG